Molecule: messenger RNA, 723 nt
Organism: Brettanomyces nanus
Lineage: Eukaryota; Fungi; Ascomycota; Pichiomycetes; Pichiales; Pichiaceae
Exons: 1
Coding region: 1-723 (240 amino acids)
Source: RefSeq, a predicted model, not a curated record
AUGCCUUCCAGUAAAAAUCGUGCUGCUUUGAUCAUUUCUAAGCUGAAUAGACGCUAUAAACAUUGUCUCGAUGACCUCCUAAACUACUAUGGAAAGGUGGCUACUCAGGAAAAUGAGAUUGAGAAGAUCAGAGUUAAAGAGAUCGAUUUCGAACAGAUCACCAUCGGUUUCCACCAUAAAAUGGUCGACUUUGAGAUUUUAAAACCUCUCCGUUACGAAGAUGAUCGGGUAUGUAAGAACUGGAACGAGGUGGAGUCUACCAUCCAGAAGAUGUGCUAUACUGCUGCCAACGCGAAAAAUGUUAGUCCUAUUUGUCUUAAAAAGAUUGUUUAUCCGUUUAGUCCUAUCAAUUGGCUGCUUAUUUUUGGAAUGUCGUUACUUUUCAUCGGCCAUUAUAACCCGGAUUUCAUCUAUAAUAGACUUCUAGGUAGAAUAUCCCUUAUUCCUCCCUUCAAACCUUGGAAUGACACCAUAUUACUUGGAGCCAUGAUUACUCACGUGACUGAAUCUCUCACUUUACUAAGACCAAAAAUGGCCUACUACAGGAUUCCAGUGGACUAUAAGAUGGAGUGGUAUGCAUGUUCCAUGCUCGAUGGAUUUGCUUCUGUUAAUAGACUCAACAAUUAUGUCAAGUCCAUUGAAGGCAGAUAUUUCGAUUUCUCUGAUGAUUCAGAGUCAAUUGACGUGAAGCCCGUGGUGGAUUCCGAUUCUGAAUUGCAGUAG